GGCUCUCCUCCACUAGCCCUACCCCGGCCCCGCUACUGCGCAUGGCACGUUGCGUACCUCCCCCCACCCCCAGCAACCGGCCAGGCGGCGCGGCCCUAAACUAAGGAGGCGGAGCUGAGACGGGGUCGGGACUGCUUGCUAACUCCAGGACCAGGCUUAAAUUUUUGAAAUUGAAGUAGGUCUACACAUUAGGAACUCAUGUCUUUUCUUGUAAGUAAACCAGAGCGAAUUAGGCGGUGGGUCUCGGAAAAGUUCAUUGUUGAGGGCUUAAGAGAUUUGGAGCUAUUUGGAGAACAGCCUCCGGGUGACACUCGGAGAAAAACCAAUGAAGCGAGCUCAGAGUCGAUAGCAUCCCUCUCUAAACAGGAGAUCAUGAGUAGCUUCCUGCCGGAGGGAGGGCGCUACGAGCUACUCACCAUCAUAGGCAAAGGAUUUGAGGACCUGAUGACCGUGAACCUAGCAAGGUACAAACCAACAGGAGAGUAUGUGACGGUACGAAGGAUUAAUCUGGAAGCCUGUUCCAAUGAGAUGGUGACAUUCUUGCAGGGGGAGCUUCAUGUCUCUAAACUCUUCAGCCAUCCCAACAUCCUGCCGUAUCGAGCCACCUUUAUUGCAGACAAUGAGCUGUGGGUUGUCACAUCAUUCAUGGCGUAUGGUUCUGCAAAGGAUCUCAUCUGCACACACUUCAUGGACGGCAUGAAUGAACUGGCGAUUGCUUACAUCCUGCAGGGGGUGCUCAAGGCCUUGGACUACAUCCACCACAUGGGAUACGUACACAGGAGUGUCAAAGCCAGCCACAUCCUGAUCUCGUCCGACGGGAAGGUCUACCUCUCUGGUUUACGCAGCAACCUCAGCAUGAUCAGCCACGGGCAGCGGCAGCGUGUGGUCCACGACUUUCCCAAGUACAGUGUCAAGGUUCUGCCUUGGCUCAGCCCAGAGGUCCUCCAGCAGAAUCUUCAGGGUUACGAUGCCAAGUCUGACAUCUACAGUGUGGGAAUCACAGCCUGUGAGCUGGCCAAUGGCCACGUCCCCUUUAAGGAUAUGCCUGCCACCCAGAUGCUGCUGGAGAAGCUGAAUGGCACAGUGCCCUGCCUGCUGGACACCAGCACCAUCCCCGCUGAGGAGCUGACCAUCAGCACCUCGCGCUCAGCAGCCAACUCGGGCCUGAAUGAGAGCUUGGCCCCCAGCACCCCCAGGACCUCCAAUGGCGACUCACCGUCCCACCCCUAUCACCGCACCUUCUCCCCUCACUUCCACCACUUCGUGGAGCAGUGCCUUCAGCGCAACCCAGACGUAAGACCAAGUGCCAGUACCCUCCUGAACCAUUCUUUCUUCAAGCAGAUCAAGCGACGCGCCUCAGAGGCCUUGCCUGAGUUACUUCGCCCCGUCACCCCCAUCACCAAUUUUGAGGGCAGCCAGCCUCAGGAUCACAGCGGGAUCUUUGGCCUGGUAACAAACCUGGAAGAGCUAGAGGUGGACGACUGGGAGUUCUGAGCCUCUGAAGAACGCUCACAUUCUCCGUCCCCCGAGGCGAGGCAUGAGCCCCGGGGGCCCUCCCCGAGGGCUGGCCACAUUUCCACCCUCCUGGGUGCAGAUUGGGUAGAAAGGACAUUUCUGCCACCAGAGUUGGCCGCUUACUCACUGGGAGAGAAAUUCCUGAAGAGAAACCUUCUUUACUGCUCCGGGACUUCUGAAACUCAAGGGAAUCCCAGGAACCAGUGAUCAGAGAGGCCGGGAAGCUGACAUUCCAUCCUGGGAGCUCAGGCGACCUCUUCAGAAGGAAGAGAUGCUAUUCUGGCCCCAGAGGGCUGAAGGCCAAGUCCAGGGUUUGACUCGUUGACCCAGGGGACUGUGGGACUUCCUCUUCUCACUCUUGCUGUCCUACCAGGCUGUUCCAUUCUCUUCCUCUGCUCUCAGAUCCUACAGGUCCAUGGAGGGGCAAAAGCAAUAAGCAACUGCCUCCCAUCCUAGCCGCCAGACCACGCCCUAAUAAUUGAAAGGAAGGGCAUUUUUUCUUGUUAAGCACCAAGUGAAGGGGCAGUCCCUCCUUAUCCCUCCCAUUGCUUGGGCUGCAAUCUAGAACUUUCCCAUAGUUCAUCGUGUGGUUCAUCCCUUCCCCACCAAGAAUCCAUCUUACUGCCUUCUGCUGGCUGCCUUGAGGCUUUCUCCAAGGCCACAAUGUCUUGCCUAGCUUGAGGAUUUAAGUCCUUAUGCCGCUUUAGUUUCAUCGCCAGAACAAAUUAAAAUUUUUGGAGAAUCCA
Messenger RNA from Mustela lutreola (European mink), 2261 nucleotides. It is a transcript of the gene STRADA, whose product is annotated as STE20 related adaptor alpha. The transcript is spliced from 13 exons. NCBI's taxonomy places the organism in Eukaryota, Metazoa, Chordata, Mammalia, Carnivora, Mustelidae. Gene Ontology annotation, biological process: protein phosphorylation. Gene Ontology annotation, molecular function: protein serine/threonine kinase activator activity; protein kinase activity; ATP binding. The coding region runs from base 199 to 1494 and encodes 431 amino acids. The record is from RefSeq and is a predicted model, not a curated record.